UGCCAUUGGUGACACUGUAUAACUCUCUUAAAAAAAAAAAUAGGGAUUUCCUAACUUGUGGUCAAAAGGAGAAGUUUAUCCCAGAGAGAGACGGCAGCAGAGUACAGUUGAAGACUGCUCGGCAGCGCUUCCCAGUCCAGCCUUCUCCAGUCUACUCGGGAGGAUCCAUUGAGCUGAAGCACUUGUUCCUUCAUCUGCCUCACAACAUACCUGACCUGUGCUGAAGAGGCACCUGCAGCCCAGGGGAGAUGGACCCUGCCAUCCUGGUGCUUCUGGUGGCAGCUGGCAUCUGGCAUGGCUCGGCGUCUCCGACAAUCGACCCUAAUGUCACCGUCCUGAUCGUAAACAAGGGAGACCCUGUAAACUUGCACUGCUCUGGGGAUUUCAGCGUGGAAUGGGUCAGCGCAAGACAGAAUAUGAUCGUGUACCCCAGUGGCACUAACAGCACUCUCAGUAUUACCAGUGCCAGUUACAGGGACACCGGCACCUAUCAGUGCGCUUAUACCAACAGCAGUGACAUGGAGCGAGCAUCCAUCCAUCUCUUUGUGAGAGAUCCCAAGAAGGUGUGGUAUGUCCAUAGCAUCAGUGUCAGAGUAAGCGAAGGCCGUGAUGCACGGCUGCCAUGUCUGAUCACUGACCCAGAGUAUGGGUCCAACGUUACCCUGCUGAAGGAUGAUGAUUCUCCAGUCUUACCAGGGACUGAGUUUUCUUUCAGCCCUCAGGAUGGAGUAACCAUAUACAGCGUGCAGCAAGAUCAUAAAGGAUAUUACAGGUGUGGGGCCCAUAUCAACGGAAAAGUGGAGAGGUCAUCGAAAAUCAGAUUGAUUGUUCUAAAAGCAACAGUAAAGCCGCUCUCAGUCACGGUGGAGCAAAAAGACCACGUGCGAAUACAGGGGGAACGUUUCCAGAUCAUCUGCAAUUUAAUUUCUCCUUCCCACAAGUACAACGUCAAGUGGAUCCAUCCAGCUCAGAAUGUCACCACCACGAUCAACAACAACUUUGAAAAUGGGGACUAUUACGUUUCCUUCACCCUAUACAUUCCAGCGGUGACAAUAGGAGACAGUGGACAAUACAGUUGUGUAGCAAACAAUUCUGUGGGAUCCAGUAAUUCUUCAACUGUGCUCCAGGUUGUAGAGAGAGGUUAUGUUCGUCUGUUGCCCAGGCAGAACUGCAGCCACGAAGUAAAGAUAGGAGGAAAUCUGGAACUGCAGGUCUUGAUUGAGGCUUACCCCAGACUUAGCAACUGGAUUUGGACACAUGAGAAUCCUUCCCAACACUCUGUGAGCGUCCUACACAAUGGCCAAAUGGUCCAUGGUAACAACAGGUACACCACCACGCUCUCCCUGAACCGGCUGAAAGAAGAUGAAAGGGGACUGUAUACAUUCUACGCUGCGAAUGAUGCGGCCAAUGCAUCCGUGACCUUCAGCAUCUCCCUGAAAUUCCCGCCUGAGGUCCAUCAUGUCGGGAUGGUAUUCAAUGACUCCACGAGCCUUCACUGUGUAGCCAGUGGUUACCCUGCUCCACAUAUUGAGUGGUAUCAGUGCCCCGGGCAUGCAGACAGAUCUGACCAGGGAAGAACACUGAUUCGGAAUGACACCAGCCCAGGGGUCAUAAGCAAAUUGCCCUUUGGAAAGGUGAAAGUAGAGAGCAUCCUUCAAAUUAAGGAGUUUGAGUACAAUGUUACCUUUUGCUGCUGGGCCAUUAACAGCGAGGGGAAUGACUCACAGAUACAUAGCCGUGUCCCUUUUACAGAAAGAACCCAGAUGCGCCAACAUGAGCUCUUCAACCCCAUUCUCUCCACCUCUGUGGGAAUAUUGGUCUUGCUUCUCCUGCUGCUCUUCUUCCUGCUCUACAAAUAUAAUCAGAAACCAAAAUACCAGGUGCGGUGGAAGAUCAUUGAGGCCUGCGAAGGGAAUAACUACAUCUUUAUUGACCCCACCCAAUUGCCUUACAAUGAGAAAUGGGAAUUCCCCAGGAACAACCUGCAGUUUGGAAAGACCCUGGGAGCAGGAGCCUUUGGAAAAGUGGUAGAAGCCACUGCUUUCGGGCUGGGGAAGGAAGACACUGUCCUCAAAGUGGCUGUGAAGAUGCUCAAAUCAACAGCCCACACAGAUGAACAGGAGGCCCUUAUGUCUGAGCUGAAAAUCAUGAGUCACUUGGGCCACCAUGAGAACAUUGUUAACCUGCUGGGAGCCUGUACUUAUGGAGGCCCAAUUCUGGUUAUCACUGAAUACUGUCGCUAUGGAGACCUGCUGAAUUUCCUGCGGAAGAAUGCGGAGUCCAUAAUCAUCCAGGACUCAAGCCUGGACUCCUCUCUGGAUAGCACAGCCGAUUACAAAAACAUCUAUCUGGAGAAGAAGUAUGUCCGAAGUGAUAGUGGGUUUGCAAGCCAGUGUUUGGAGACCUAUGUUGAAAUGAGACCUGUGCCGUCAGACUCCAUGCCAGCAGGGGAUAAGUUACAAGGCAAGAACCCAGAGGAAGAACAGGAUACUCGGCCCCUGGAGCUCUAUGACCUGUUGCAGUUCUCCAAUCAGGUGGCCCAGGGAAUGGCCUUCCUUGCCUCAAAGAACUGCAUCCACCGGGACUUGGCAGCAAGGAAUGUGCUAGUGACCCACGGACGAGUAGCCAAAAUCUGUGACUUUGGGCUGGCGAGGGACAUCAUGAAUGAUUCAAACUAUGUUGUCAAAGGCAAUGCCCGUCUGCCGGUGAAGUGGAUGGCCCCAGAGAGUAUCUUUGACUGCAUAUACACUGUGCAAAGUGAUGUGUGGUCCUACGGCAUCCUCCUCUGGGAGAUCUUCUCGCUGGGUAAAAGCCCAUACCCUGGCAUGCUGGUGAAUAGCAAGUUUUACAGCAUGGUGAAGCAGGGGUAUCAGAUGGCCAGACCAGACUUUGCUCCUAUGGAAAUGUAUCGCAUCAUGCAAGCAUGUUGGAAUCUGCAACCCACCCGGCGGCCUACCUUUGACCAGAUAUGCCAUUUCAUUCAAAAGCAACUGGAUGCCAACAAGGAACAGGACUAUACAAACCUCCCCAGUAGCUCGGAGGAAGACAGCGUGUGCGAGCCCUCUGGCUGCUGCGAAGAGUCCUGUGACCAAGCAGAUAGCAGCAGUCAGCCUCUUCUGAAGGGCAACAAUUACCAGUUCUGUUAAUGUGUACGGUCAAAGUUGGAUGGAUCUUCCCCCAUCAUCAUUGCAAAGGACUUGGUCCCUCUCUUGGCUAGAAGGCAGGUUCCUUGUGCUCAGUGUCUCCUUAUCUCUGUGCUUCUGAAGUGUGAAAGAAUUACAGAACUCCCCCCUGAAAGGGCAUCAUUAGAGGAGCUAAGAGCCAAGACUCAUGCAUGAUCCCUACAGUGUUGAAGCAUAGCUCAAAGUCACCAGGAAUGUUAAACAUGAUCCAUGUAUAUGAGGAGAGGAUCAGAUCCCCUUAGAGUCUCUCACCAACCCUGGUGACAUACAGGCCCAUUGAUGCAGUCAUCUUGACAAGCAGUUCCUAACUCUGUGCUAGUCAGUUCGUGCUUGGCUGGCUUUUGGCUUGUAAGAUGUUUCCAAAGGUCAGUUUUGCAGGCUGGCAUGCAUCCACCAUGUAUUGUUCUACACGGAUAUGUAUUGCUGUGCACCUAUAAUAGAAUCCUUGUGUUUCUGUAUGUGAGUGGGUGUGCCUGCAGGCACAAGAGCUUCAAAGUAAGCUACUUUAACUCAGACAGCCCUGCCUGUUAAUAAUGAAACAACCAGCCUUUUUCUUCACUAGUCUCCCUCCCUCUCCUCUGUAUAUGCACGUUACAGAGUAUUAAUUAUAGCUGAAGAGUUUCUCUAGCAUUAAAUAUGUGGCAUACCCCACAUCCCAGCUAAGUGAAGAUGAGGAUUCUGCAUCUCAUGUCACCCAAACUGCUGCUGACAUGACACUCAGCAUUACAGAUUUUGUUGAGAGGACAGUCCCUUUGAGCCAUUACUGCUCCAGAGGGUGAAUGUCCCCAAGUGAAAUUUAAAGAGAGCAGGGCUGUACUUCAUAAGGGGGAUUUACAUCCCAUGCCUAUCGAGGAACGAAUGGCAGCUUUUUAUAUUGAUCUGGAAACAGCUCAACAUUAUACACACACUGUAAUGUAUGUCUGAAUUAUUGAACAAUUAAUGUAGCAACUCAGCAACUACUGCCUAUACCACAAAACCAUGAUGGGAAUGUUUUAAUGUAGAUAGUGAGAAUGUUAUACAAGAUCAUUUUUUCAUAAGCUAGGGCCCUGUGCCCUCACAGGCAGCUUUUCUAAAUCUUUCAUUUUUACUAAUUCUACACAGCAGCCGAGUCUAUAUUAGUGCAAGAUUUCUGGUAAGGGAGUCUCUAACAAAUCUAUUAGUAUGACAGGGUAUAUACACUGACCUGGCUUAGGCAACUCUUACUGUACAAUAGGAGCUAUAUAAUUUGGCCUUUAUCAGACUACUACUAUUAGUUAUUGUGUGGGCCAUUUUUAAUUCAACAUAGGAUUAAACCAUGUAGUGGGGGUAAAGUUUAAGACAAAUUAUUCCUUUCCACUAAAUACAAGCUAAUGCAUUUCCACUUAGCAUUAUAAUGACGAAAAUAAAAUGAACAUGAUUAACACAG
This is a messenger RNA of Trachemys scripta elegans, 4587 nucleotides long. It is a transcript of the gene CSF1R, whose product is annotated as colony stimulating factor 1 receptor. Gene Ontology annotation, cellular component: signaling receptor complex; CSF1-CSF1R complex. Gene Ontology annotation, biological process: cytokine-mediated signaling pathway; osteoclast differentiation; positive regulation of kinase activity. NCBI's taxonomy places the organism in Eukaryota, Metazoa, Chordata, Testudines, Emydidae. The transcript is spliced from 21 exons. The coding region runs from base 249 to 3146 and encodes 965 amino acids. Gene Ontology annotation, molecular function: macrophage colony-stimulating factor receptor activity; cytokine binding; ATP binding. The record is from RefSeq and is a predicted model, not a curated record.